Molecule: messenger RNA, 1397 nt
Organism: Solea solea (common sole)
Lineage: Eukaryota; Metazoa; Chordata; Actinopteri; Pleuronectiformes; Soleidae
Gene: nfatc2ip
Product: nuclear factor of activated T cells 2 interacting protein
Exons: 10
Coding region: 262-1314 (350 amino acids)
Biological process (GO): positive regulation of transcription by RNA polymerase II; cytokine production
Source: RefSeq, a predicted model, not a curated record
CAGAAAUGCUGAGUCAGCAUUCCCAACGAACUCGUGCAGUACCUGCAUCGAACACCAGGCCACAGUCGUUAACGUUAACGCCUGUCGUGGCCGUUUGUCAACAAAAAUGAAUCUUAAAACUGAACUGAAUAUGGCUCUCCAUGGCAGAGGGGGGCGCUCCUGUUCUUAUGAUACAUCCGAGGGUGAACCCCGCUAUGGAGUCCUGAUCUCCCACAGUCCGUGAAGGCAGCAGCGAGACUCCAAACAAAAAGAAGCGGUAAAAUGGCGGAACUGGUCCCUGACGGCGACGCUCGGGCGAUGAAGCCGCCGCCCAAACGCCGGCGUAUCCUCGACGCUUCGGCGAUCGUCCCUGCGCCGGUUUACUCCAACAAGGUGAACAGUCUGCAGCUGACGUCAGCCACGCCCACUUUCUCAGAAAAGGAACACGCAGGUAAAAAUACAGGUGGCGGUCUGUGGUCGGAGUUCUCGUGUGACGGCAGGUCAGCGAGUGACUUAACCAUCAGUGACUCUGAGGAAGAGGAGGCAGAACACGGUGACAACAAAGCGUUCAAAACCCAAACAGAAGUCGUCCGCUGUCCGUCUCCUCCUGGGAGUCCAGUCCAAAAACAGUCCAGAAAAGUCAUAAAGACCAUCAGUGAGAUCGACAGCAGACUCCAGGUGCUGAACUCCCUCUUGUCUCCGGAGACUCGGGACAGAACCGAGACCAGGACCAGGAGCAAACGCAACCGCCGCCAAGUCUCCCCGCCUCCGACGUCAAAGGAGGAGGAGCAAGAUGAUGGUGAUGUCAUCAUGGUGAAUCCUGAAGCAGGCUCGUGUUCGUCUCCGUACAGCUCGUCCGUGCGGGAGAUUCCUCUGAAGAUCCGCUGCCGCACAGACGUCCACAAGAUCGCCGUCCUGUCUUCGACGCCUGUGAGGGACGUGUUGUCCCAGCUGUCUGCUGUCCUUCAUGUCCCCGAGCCCCGCCUCCUGCUGCUGAAGGAGGACGUGGAGCUGGCGACAGACGCCACAGUCGGUGAGAUCGGCCUCGGCAUCGCAGACAUCGUAGAGUGUGUCGUCAUGGCAGCCGAGGACAAAGUCAAAGGAGCGGACGUGAUCACCGUUAAACUGCAGAGCAAAGACCGAGACUCUGCGCAGGAGUUUUCUCUCAACAGAGACGCGCCGCUGGCCUCCGUCUUCUCUCAGUAUCUGUCCAGGGUUCCUCCCGCCACUCGCACCAAGGUCUCCUUCUACUUCGACGGCUCCAAAGUGACGCGCAGACAGACGCCGGCCCAGCUGGACAUGGAGGACGGAGACAUCGUCGAAGUUUGGACUUAAAGCCUUCUGGAUCCGUUUCCUGUCUUUCAAAAAUGUUGUAGUUUAGUUAUUAACUUUAUUAAAGUCACUUUAUGGUAAACUGA